UAUGACCCCUUUGAAGCUCUGUCUCCGUCUUUCUUUCUGUUUUUUUUCCCUUCGCUUCUUUCUUCUAAACAUAAAUUAGAAGAUUCCAAAUCUAUGAUGAAACCAUUAGCAUGAUCGAGUUUCCAUGCAAUUUUAUUAAACAUAAACUCAGAAUACCUUCGUUUAGGCACUUAUUUAACCCAAAACAAUAUAUAUUUUAGAUAUCACCAUUUCUUCUUGUGGUAAUUUCUCUCUUGUCACCUAUUAAGAAGCUGAUUUUUUUUGGGUCUUUUGCCUCUUGAAGUUUCUCACUGUGGCAUUAAUAAACCAAGGAAAAACGUUAUACCCGGAAUCAUGUCGUGUGUGGCAGCACGUACUGGGCGACAACGACAGCGUUAUGAAGACAAUAUGCGACUCGUUUCUGGAUGUAUUCCCUAUAGAUGGAAAAAGGGAAAAGUAGAUCAAAUGGGAGAUGCAGAGGAGAUAAUAGAAGUGCUUAUGAUUUCUUCACCAAAACGUGAUGACCUUGUGUUUCCAAAGGGUGGAUGGGAGGAUGAUGAGACUGUUACAGAAGCUGCUUGCCGUGAAGCGCUAGAGGAAGCAGGAGUCAAAGGGAUUGUAAGGGAAAUUCCCUUGGGAAGAUGGGAGUUCAGAAGCAAAAGCAGUAAUGAUUCAUGUAGCCAGGAAGGAUGGUGUAGAGGGUACAUGUUUGCCUUGGAGGUCACUGAAGAACUUGAGACUUGGCCAGAGCAGAAAGACCAUAAUCGCCAAUGGGUAAACAUAAAAGAGGCAUUCAGACUAAGCCGAUAUGACUGGAUGUGCAAGGCAUUGGAGGUGUUUUUAAGAGUUAUGGCAGAGGAAAGAAAGCUAAAGAAGGAGGAAAAUAAUGUUGAUUCUUCUUCAAGUUCAGUGCUAGAUGUGUCAGAAAAUCAAAAUAUGUCAUCCAAAUACUAUAAAAGAACAACUACCACACAACACCAUAGUAUGUCAUCAAGAACCAAUAUCCUGGCCCAUGCUUCCCAGGAGAUAGCUAUCCAUUUUGGUUAUUGACACUACUCUUGCAGUGUGCUUCUUUAUGUGGCACAGUAACUUCCAUUUUGAAAAAAAAUAUAUAUUUGUAAUCACACUGUCACAGUUGGUUUGCUUGAACACUUGCAAACUUAAUUUAGGGUAAUUUUAAUUAUGAAAAAGUGAUUUUGGCUCAAAAUUGAUCUCGAACUAAAUUGACUUAUGUUAAAAGUAAGCUUGCAAUAAAAUUUGGCAUUUAUUUUUUGAUCAA
Glycine soja is the source of this 1258-nucleotide messenger RNA. RefSeq names its product nudix hydrolase 12, mitochondrial-like. Bases 334 to 1029 code for a protein of 231 amino acids. The transcript has 6 exons. Gene Ontology annotation, cellular component: cytoplasm; nucleus. Lineage: Eukaryota; Viridiplantae; Streptophyta; Magnoliopsida; Fabales; Fabaceae. Gene Ontology annotation, molecular function: pyrophosphatase activity. The record is from RefSeq and is a predicted model, not a curated record.